Messenger RNA from Lutzomyia longipalpis, 1169 nucleotides. RefSeq names its product chymotrypsinogen A-like. Lineage: Eukaryota; Metazoa; Arthropoda; Insecta; Diptera; Psychodidae. The coding region runs from base 38 to 979 and encodes 313 amino acids. The record is from RefSeq and is a predicted model, not a curated record. Gene Ontology annotation, molecular function: serine-type endopeptidase activity. Gene Ontology annotation, biological process: proteolysis. The transcript is spliced from 2 exons.
AUCGAGUUUUAAUUGGUAGAGUGCGGAUCGUGUGUCAAUGAUGAAAAUCAUUCUGGAAAUACUUGUUACAAUAUUUUUUGUAACCACGUUUUUCAGUACAGUUGAACCAAAUCCAGCUCAGCCUGUUUUAAGUAUUCAUCAAGCUUAUGCUGCAAUGAAACAAAAUGACUCCAUUGACAUUGUUUCGAGAAUUGUUAAUGGACAGUUAGCCGUUGAUGGUCAAUUCCCACAUCAAGUUAGGAUUGUAUUCUAUGGAACUCUUGAUUGUGCUGCUAAUAGGAAGCUUUGCGGUGGAAGCAUUAUUGCAAAGAAUUGGAUUCUUACAGCAGGUCAUUGCGUAUUUCCAGACUUAUUAGAUACAAUUUUUGCCUUUGAAAUUCAAGCUGGAUCAGUUAUAGCAGACCAACCUCAGCAGCGAAAAGUUGUUCUUGUAGCUAAUGCUUUUCCCCAUCCAGACUACAAUCCAGAUACCUUAGAGAAUGACAUCGGCCUCUUAAAAGUAGACAUUGGCUUCAAUUUUGAUACUCCUUUAGUACAACCAAUUGCCUUGGUGGCUGCUAACACUGAUAAAGCAUCUUAUGUGGGCAAAAUUGUUACUGCUUCCGGUUUUGGAUACACUCAUCCUGAUGAUCAACAUUCAUCACCUGAAUUGUACUACACACAGCUUGAAGUUAUUGAUUUUGAAUUGUGCAAAACUUUGUACGCUGAUCAAGCUCAAGCACAUAACGAAGAAGACGGUGGAAUAGCUGAUACAUCUUUUUGUGCCAAAGGCCUUGGAAACAGUUCUACUUGUGAAGGGGAUUCCGGUAGUGCAGUUUUCCUUGAGAAAAAUGGCGAAACUGGCAAAAGAAUCCAAAUUGGUCUGGUUUCAUAUUCAAGCGCUUUAGGAUGUAACACAUUACCUGGAGGCUACACAGACGUAGCUCUCUACAUCCCAUGGAUAGAAGAAACGAUGAAAGCUAAUAGCUACAAAAUGUAAAAACUAUCAUAACGAAACUUCAAAACUACAGACAAUAAAUUAUCUGAAUUGUCAGUUUCAGUUAGCUGUGUUUCUUUCAGACACAGCUUUUGUGUACCGAGCAAAAUCGAAAGUCGUCAGAUCGGGCUCAAACUUGGGAUGAGCACGAAUUAGGGUCCCCACAUUCCAAAAAACGUAUGCGCCAAAAAAU